AAAUUAAUGAAGUAUAAAGAAAUGUUAUGACCAGUUGAAUUUAAAAAAAGAACGAAAGUGAAAGUAAACCAGCGAACAGACGCGGCACAUUCAAACAGUCGAACACAACGGCCAGAAAUAAAGACGAACAGCAGCAGAAUAGGUGUUAUACAGUGCUUUAAGGUGGAUAACUGUUGCCAUUUACACUAGUAUAUGACUGUUUUGACUGCCUGGUACAACAAGCAACUGUAUCUUUGAUUUCUUUGAAGUAAAAAUGGCAAUUACUCGAUAUAAUCGUGGAAGCAAAGAACUUGUGUUCCUUAGUGAACAUAAAAGUAUAGAAGAAUUAAGGGAGGAGGAAUUAAAUGAACACAUGUGGAGACGGUAUCUCAGAAGAAGACCUCUACUACCAGAAGUGAAAUUAACCAUCUCUAAACUUCAGCAUGUCACAACCAAAACGGGAGUGAAAGGAAUCAUUAGAAAUGGAUUUAAAGGUGAAUACUAUGCUAUUGGUAAUUGUAAUUAUGGUCCUUUUUCCUAUUGGAGUGGUGUUGUUGAUCCUGAAGAAGUAGAAACAAAAAUAAGUGACUGGAUUGAAGAAAAUACAGACCUAGACCCAUCGGACAUGAAUGCUAAUUCUCCUGCAUUUUCAGAAGAGUCUCUCUAUGGAAAUUAUAAGUUCUCCUUGGACUUUGAAGACGUGCUAAAUGCCUACGAGUACACGUUUUGUGAUGGUGAGAAUGCUGUUUUCCGGGUGUUUGGAACGUCCUGCUUUAAGCAGCAAAUUGUGUAUACAGUGAUUGUUCACAGUCCCCAUGAGGAUCAGUUCUGUGACUUUCCGCUUCUUCCAAAUGAUCCAGAUAACAGCAUCUGUGGCCUAGAGGACGAUACAAUUUUCUGGUGGCCAGAAUCUGUUAGCAGCUUCAAUGAAUAUAACGAUGAUGAAAGCAUUGAUUGGAGAAAAUAUUUUGUAUGGGAUCAUUUGGUGUUUGCUUUCCAUGUUGAGCAUUACUUCCAAUUUACCAAAGUAUUCCUCUUAAAGCACCUUACACCAUGCCAACUCUAUGAAGUAAAUAUAUGCAUGGAAAAAGAAACAAGACGUACUGCCAAAAAGUUCAUCAAGUGGCUAAAAUACUGCAAUAGAUAGUGAAGGCACAAACGGGUAAUAGAUGCAUUACUUUAGGGCAGCAUCCAUACAUUUACUUUCAACAUUUUUACACAGACUACUCUAUCCAUCCAUUUCUUAAAACCCGCUUAUUAUAUUUCAAGAUCGCCAGUUAAUUAGAACUUACCUUUUAAAAGUUCUAUUCAGCUGAAAUGUGUUUGUGCUUUGAUUCAUAUUUCAACAGAAAUUAUGUUCAUGAGCUGUUACUAUACUUUGAAACAAAUCCACUGCCAAGAUUUGAGGUCAUGAGCUCUAUGCCAGUCUAUCAUUUUCUAUCCUUGUCUAUCCAGUUCAGUAUUGUGGGGAGCUGGAGUCGAUCCCAGCAGUGCUGGGAAAAGGCAGAAACCAGUCAUUCACAUGGACCAGAGUUCAAUGUGUUAUGUUUAAGUUGUGAAGUAUGGAAUAGGCACAAUUAGGCUUUUUAAAUAUACGGUUCAAUCCACCAACAUAAAGAAGCAGCAAGCAUGUUUUUGCCAGACAGCUUGGAGACAUUUUCAGAUUUACAGAGGGAGGACUUACACAGUACUGCAGUGUUACACAACUUCACAGCUUCAGACGCCUGGGUUCAAAUCCUGGCUGGGAAGUUUGCAAGCUCUUCCAGUAAUUUUUUGGGAUUUCCAUCCUGAUCCUAAAUACUUUUUAGUUCCUUCCUUCCUUGUGGCGCAUGGCUCUCAGCAACUGUGAAUUAGGAUUGACAAGUUUGAAAUUGUAAAGGUGAUUUUUAGCCCUUAUUUUGAGUCAUUGUUCUAUAGUUGGAAAUGUCUAGAAACUGUGCAAGAAAGUCUUUUUAUAACACUUCAGCAUCGUGGACUGUUAGACUCAAAAGGUGCUUAAGAUAUUUUAAAUAAAUUACUAUUGUCCAAAAGGAUGCAGUUGGCUUAAAGUUUUCCUUGAAGGAGUGCGACGAGAUUAUAAUUACAAAAAAAGUGCUUUAUACUAACUUUUGUCUACCUGGUUUACAGCAUGUAGUUUCUUCUCUAGGAAACACCAUCUGACCUUGGGUCUCAGCACAUGAAAAUAUUCUAUUUUUCAUUUUUAGAUCAUCCUCCUUUACCUUUUUAAGUAAAUGUGCUUGUCUAAAAAUGUUCAUGUUUAUCAGUAAUAUGCUAAAUAAACGCUUGUAUUUUCACAUUUAUAAAAACUUUGUCUGAAAAAAAAAUUGGCAGCAUAUCCAUGAUUACAGUGCAAGGUAACAUCUUGCAUAGUAUGCUCCUGAGACAUCUUUCUUAAAUAAAGUUCUUAUAUACAGUA
Molecule: messenger RNA, 2395 nt
Organism: Polypterus senegalus (gray bichir)
Lineage: Eukaryota; Metazoa; Chordata; Cladistia; Polypteriformes; Polypteridae
Exons: 3
Coding region: 254-1126 (290 amino acids)
Source: RefSeq, a predicted model, not a curated record